This is a messenger RNA of Diabrotica balteata, 1362 nucleotides long. The record is from the annotation of a GenBank genome assembly. Lineage: Eukaryota; Metazoa; Arthropoda; Insecta; Coleoptera; Chrysomelidae.
AUGAGGGAAAUCGUACAUUUGCAAGCAGGACAAUGCGGAAACCAAGUUGGUGCUAAGUUUUGGGAAGUAAUUUCUGCCGAGCAUGGAAUCGAUCCUACCGGAAUAUACACAGGAGAUAGCGACUUGCAAUUGGAACGAAUCAAUGUCUACUACAAUGAAGCGUCAGUUGCUUCUUCGACAAAUGGAGGUAAAUACGUCCCUAGAGCCAUCCUGUUGGAUUUGGAACCCGGUACUAUGGACGCAGUGCGUUCUGGAAUCUACGGCAAACUAUUCAGACCCGAUAACUUCGUAUUCGGCCAAUCCGGAGCUGGUAACAAUUGGGCCAAAGGUCACUACACAGAAGGCGCUGAACUAGUAGACGCUGUCCUGGAUGUCGUACGAAAGGAAGCCGAAAACUGUGACUGUCUUCAAGGAUUCCAACUGACACACUCGCUAGGAGGUGGAACCGGAUCUGGAAUGGGUACUUUGUUGAUUUCAAAGAUCAGAGAAGAGUAUCCUGAUAGGAUUAUGAACACUUAUUCAGUUAUGCCCAGCCCUAAAGUAUCUGACACUGUUGUGGAACCUUAUAAUGCUACUUUAUCGGUUCAUCAACUUGUAGAAAAUACCGAUGAAACGUACUGUAUAGAUAAUGAAGCUCUUUAUGACAUUUGCUUUAGAACAUUAAAAGUACCAAACCCAAGCUAUGGCGACUUAAACCACUUAGUUUCAUUGACAAUGUCCGGAGUAACCACGUGCCUUAGAUUCCCAGGUCAAUUGAACGCUGAUCUUAGAAAACUGGCUGUAAACAUGGUGCCUUUCCCUCGCCUUCACUUCUUUAUGCCUGGAUUUGCCCCCUUGACCUCCAGAGGUAAUCAACAAUACAGAGCACUUACAGUUCCAGAGCUGACACAGCAAAUGUUCGAUUCCAAGAAUAUGAUGGCUGCAUGUGAUCCAAGGCAUGGUAGAUAUCUAACGGUUGCUGCAGUAUUUAGAGGUAGAAUGUCAAUGAAAGAAGUAGACGAACAAAUGUUAGCAGUCCAGAACAAAAACAGUAGCUACUUCGUGGAAUGGAUCCCUAACAACGUCAAGACUGCCGUGUGCGAUAUUCCUCCCGUUGGACUAAAAAUGUCUUCAACCUUCAUUGGAAAUACGACUGCUAUUCAAGAACUUUUUAAGCGAAUUUCAGAACAGUUUGCCGCUAUGUUUAGAAGAAAGGCUUUCUUGCAUUGGUACACUGGCGAAGGCAUGGACGAAAUGGAAUUCACUGAAGCAGAAUCCAACAUGAACGAUUUGGUGUCUGAGUACCAACAAUACCAAGAAGCUACCGCCGAUGAUGAAUACGAAGCUGAAGAGGAACCUGCUGCCGAUGACUUCAAUUGUUGA